UUCAAUAUGAGGCCCUUAUGAUUCUGUGUUAAAGAAAGAAGGAGAAACUCCACUCUCAUGGCUUCCCUCCUCUCCUUCCACCUCCUCAAACUCACUUCUCCAAUCAAAGCUUCCUCCUCAUCAACCGUUACGACGACCACCACCCAAUCUCCUCCUCAAAGUCUAGAACAAAAGUUCGGUCGAAAAGGGAUAAAGUUCACAGAGAAUGGAGAUAUGUCCUCUGUUGAGCUUACAGUUAGAAAUGGAAGCUCGCUUAACCUUCGAAUCCCUGAUGGACUAAUAACUUCAUACAGGCCAAAGGUUUAUUGGAAGGAUGAUGGAUAUGAGGAAGUUCUUCAUACUGUAAACAAUGGUGGUUUGGUUAAAGGUGGGCUCGGUUUGGUGCUGAAUAAUGAGUCUAAGUUGGGUAUUAAUGGGUCGCCUUGGUCUGCGUCGGAGUGGGUUGUGAAGGAUACUGAUUCUGAUUCAUUUGACGCUGUUCAGGUAGAGUUGAGCUGCACAAACGGAGAUAACUCUCUUGACAUCACAUACAUCAUCUCCCUCUAUCCUCUAAGCAUGGCAACUGCAGUAGUCGUACAAAACAAUGGUAAAAAACCCGUUAAGCUAAAAAGCGCAAUUUUAAGUCACCUCAAGUUCAAAACCCAAAAAGGAUCAGCAAUCCAAGGUCUCAGAGGCUGCUCAUAUUGCGCACAUCCUCCUUUAUCUUCCGGUUUCAGUAUUAUGUCUCCAUCUGAAGCUAUGAUGUCUGAAUCUACGGGUUGGUUUGGUUCUUCUGAAGAGAAUAAAGGUUCAUGGAAAGUUGAGGAUGAUAUGUAUAUAAUGUUGAGGAGUAAGAUCAGUAGAGUUUAUGCUGCACCACCUGAGGAGAGAUUGAAGCGUAUUUAUAACACCGCGCCGUCUAAAUUUGAGACUAUUGAUCGGGGAAGCAAGCUUGGAUUUAGGGUGAUAAGGAUGGGGUAUGAAGAUUUUUACUUGGGGAGCCCUGGUUCUUUCUCAGAAAAAUAUGGAACUGAUUACUUUAUUUGUACUGGCCCUGCUUCAACUCUGGUGCCCGUGGAUUUGAACCCCGGUGAGGAGUGGAGAGGAGCUCAGGUUAUCGAGCAUGAUAAUUUGUAAUCAUUUGUUACAUCAAGAUAUAAAUAUAAAUGUAUUAUAGUAAAAGUCAAGUAGUUUGUUUUUUCUAUUUCCAUCUCAGUUGCAUUUUCUUA
Messenger RNA from Asparagus officinalis (garden asparagus), 1208 nucleotides. RefSeq names its product photosynthetic NDH subunit of subcomplex B 2, chloroplastic. The record is from RefSeq and is a predicted model, not a curated record. NCBI's taxonomy places the organism in Eukaryota, Viridiplantae, Streptophyta, Magnoliopsida, Asparagales, Asparagaceae. Gene Ontology annotation, biological process: carbohydrate metabolic process. Bases 58 to 1116 code for a protein of 352 amino acids. The transcript is spliced from 3 exons. Gene Ontology annotation, molecular function: catalytic activity; carbohydrate binding.